GUAAAAUCACAUGACGCACAAAAACAGGAAACCGGAAGUGAUUUCCCCAAACCUUAGCUCUAUAACGCAAAUGUAAGGAUGUCAUCAGCAAUGGAAAGGACAGAUGAUCUUGUACGGGAAUAUUUGAUAUAUCGAGGAUUUACAAGCACUCUCAAACAUCUAGACACUGAAAUCAAAUCAGACAAAGAGAAAGGAUUUAGAGUGGAUAAAAUAAUCGAGCAGCUUCAGCAGUUCAUUCAGAGCUAUGACCUUGCUGGACUCAAAGAAUAUUGGAGCUACCUGGAUCACAGACUCUUCAGUCGUUUGGAGGAUGUUUACAGACCCACUGUUAAUAAACUAAGGACAAGCCUCUUUCGGUACUACCUUGUGUACACUGUUCAGACAAAGAAUCUUGAGAAGAUUCAAGAGUUUUUCCAGAAGCAGGCUCUUGAACUUCAGGGCCAGGUAGAAUGGCGUGAUUGGUUCAUCCUGCCAUUUAUUUCGACACCGGAACAAAAUCCGAUCUUCUCUCCAUAUUUUUCCCGCCAGUGGGCCGAUACCUUCCUCGUUUCCCUCCACAACUUCCUCAGUGUUCUUUUCCGGUGUAUGCCUCAGCCCGUGCUUCUGAGUUUUGAUGCUGAAGUUCAGAGAAACAACAGAAUCCAGGAGGAGAACGAACAACUGCGGCAAAUGUUAUUUGCACUUCAAGGACAAUCGAGGCCCAAAAAAGCAGAAGAGAUGAUGCAUCACAAACUCCCUGCUUACGUUCAGCACAUGGACCGACUCGGAGACACAGAGCUGGAUUUGGUGUCGAGCCAGCGUGUCGUAAACCCCAGCACUCCUUCAAGGAAUUUCUUCUCCUUUUUGCCUCAGGGCAGAAGAGCCCCGGUGCGAACACCUCAGGGCGCAACAAGCUCCUCCCCAACACAGGCUGCCCUCGGGAGGAAGGAAACCCCGGCCAAUCAGUUAGGGAAGAUGAAGGACCCUACACCCUUAAAAGAUUCCAAGAUGGCAUCCGUUGUCGUUCCCCCGACAGACACAGGUGUAAGGCAAAAGAGGCAGAUGGAUCAUGAGAAAGAGAGAAAAGAGCUUUUCUCCAAACAAGCAGCACAGAAUUCUGAAAAGAAAGGUGAGAUUUCUGAGGCUGGGGGUCAAAUCGAAUGCCAGUGUGACGUGACAGACUCGCCAACCUAUCAGACACAGACUUGCACUGAAGGGGGCAGGGCCGUGGCUGAGCAACCUUUCAUCAAACUAAGUCAGGAAGAGUAUGGUGAACAUCAUUCUUCCAUCAUGCACUGCAGGGUAGACAGUUCGGGUAGAAAGGUGGCGAGUCUGGAUGUGGAUGGCGUAGUGAAAGUUUGGUCCUUCAACCCCAUUAUGCAGACAAAAGCCACAAUUAUGUCCAAAUCUCCUCUGCUUUCACUGGAAUGGGCUACAAAACCAGACAGACUGCUGUUGUUGGGCAGUGGGGUUGGCACCGUGAGGCUGUAUGAUACUGAAGCCAAGAAAAAUCUGUAUGAAAUGUCUAUAGGUGAAGCUCAUCCACGGAUACUAUCACUGGCCUGCAGUCCCAGUGGAACAUCGUUUGUGUGUUCAGCAGCAGCUCCUGUGGCUCGUUCAGGUGGCAUGUCAGAAACAACGCCGCGUCUGAUGCAAUCUGUCCCCGGACAACUUCUGCUCUGGGACACCAAGACUGUCAAACAACAGCUGCAGUUUGCACUGGAGCCGGGGCCUGUCGCUGUAAACUGUAUUGCGUUCAACCACAAUGGGAAUCUUCUGGUAACUGGAGCUGCUGAUGGCAUCAUACGGCUGUUCGACAUGCAGAGGUAUGAAAGUGUUAUGAGUUGGAAGGCUCAUGAUGGUGAAGUGUAUAGUGUUGAGUUCAGCUAUGAUGAAAACACUGUGUUCAGCAUUGGAAUGGACGGCAAGUUCAUCCAGUGGAAUAUUCACCGCUCUGGAGUGAAACAGUCAGAGUACUCGUUAUCUCAGGAUGCCGUGGGACCGUUUGUGUUGUCCGGUUACAGUGGAUAUAAGCAGGUCCAGGUGCCACAUGGGAGACUUUUUGCGUUCGAUUCAGAGGGACAGCAUGUACUCACCUGCUCCAGUUAUGGAGGACUUAUCUAUCGGCUGAAUAAGGGGGGCGCAGGUCUGGAGAGUGUGUUGUCUUUGGGGGGCCAUAAAGCGCCGGUGGUAACGGUGGACUGGUGUUCAGCUGUGGACUGUGGAACCUGCCUUACAGCAUCAAUGGAUGGCAAAAUCAAACUGAGCACACUCCUCGCACAGAAACCAUGACAAGAAAAAGUGCUUAUAAUGUACAUUCUAAUGAUCAUUUUUAUUAGCACCUUCUUCUGUUUUCGUCAGCUUCCCAUCGUAGCUUGGGUAAAGACAACCGAUCCUAGUCUACUUAUUUUUACUUUUAUUACUGUUACAUUUCAGUUCUCUAUACUAAAGAAUUAUAUAUUAUAUUAUACUAUAUUAAAGAAUUGCCUUUGUCUAUGAAAAAUGCUAAAAUAAAAAGUGCUUGUUGAUACCCAAA
This is a messenger RNA of Tachysurus vachellii, 2515 nucleotides long. RefSeq names its product WD repeat domain 91 (gene wdr91). Gene Ontology annotation, biological process: early endosome to late endosome transport. Gene Ontology annotation, cellular component: late endosome membrane; extrinsic component of endosome membrane; early endosome membrane. The record is from RefSeq and is a predicted model, not a curated record. Bases 79 to 2271 code for a protein of 730 amino acids. NCBI's taxonomy places the organism in Eukaryota, Metazoa, Chordata, Actinopteri, Siluriformes, Bagridae. The transcript is spliced from 16 exons. Gene Ontology annotation, molecular function: phosphatidylinositol 3-kinase regulator activity; protein binding.